This is a messenger RNA of Camponotus floridanus (Florida carpenter ant), 2472 nucleotides long. RefSeq lists its product as uncharacterized. Gene Ontology annotation, biological process: regulation of transcription by RNA polymerase II; DNA-templated transcription. Lineage: Eukaryota; Metazoa; Arthropoda; Insecta; Hymenoptera; Formicidae. Gene Ontology annotation, molecular function: RNA polymerase II cis-regulatory region sequence-specific DNA binding; DNA-binding transcription factor activity, RNA polymerase II-specific. The record is from RefSeq and is a predicted model, not a curated record. The transcript is spliced from 5 exons. The coding region runs from base 481 to 1713 and encodes 410 amino acids.
GAGGAUCGAUUGGGGCGCGUGUUGACGUCGUCGUCGUCGUCGGCGCGACUAUAUAUUUUCGCGUCACACGGAUGCGUAAUUUCUUUUAGAGUGUUUCCGACGAUAAGGUUGGCCUUGCGAGAUCAGAAGCCGGGAUCGCAAAUUCCGAGGAACGCGCCGCGGAAUGAUGUAACUCGCGUCGAUCCCGCGAAAAUCGGAGUCACAUGCUUUCAGACGCCACCACAGAGUUACGUAACCGGUCGGCUUAGAUGACGACUCGUCGUUUUUCCCGCAGUGCGCCUUAAAGUCGGAUACGUCUCGGGAAAACGCGUUUCCAAAAUCCCUCCCAUCUACGAACGUCCAACAACCAGCAACAUUUCAGAGGAAGGAGGUGUUCAUAACGUAUCAAAAUCAUGCAACCGUCAGCCGCAGCCGUUAUCUGUUACUCGUGGCGUGAGAUCGCGGCCACUGGGCGAUGUCACCUCGACGAAGGUGGAGACGAUGCCUCUCCUAAGCCCGACAAUGGAAUCCGAAUUUUUGAAGGCGCCCUGGACGUUCCCGCGCACAAAAACAAAUUCAUCUAUAAAAGAAGAGGGCACCGCAACAUUCCCCGCUUGGGAGGAGGACUUUCAGGAUCUGAGCAGUUGGUGCAUGGACCCGUUCCAGGUUCAAUGCGAUUUUCGUAUAGGUGAAUCGACUACGUUUAAACUAUCAGGUACGAAAUACGAGGGUAACGGCGUUUCGACUGUGGAAGAGGAGGGAAUAUUAAAGGAUUUGAAGAGUGCGACUGAUGAUGAGAAGCUGAAUUUAAAAAUGAAUACCGUUAAGACAAUCGAAGAGUCAGGUGACAAUCGUCAUUUGCUGCUCUCUCCAUCAGAACUGGUUAACGACGGAUUAGGAUAUAACAACGAGAAGAAGAACGCAACCAGCUCGUGGUUGAUGUCACCCGAAUCUGUAGCUUCUACAAGUACCGCAUCGAGUAAACAACGUAACGCAGAUGUCGACGCGAUGCUCCAACCCGAGUAUCGCGCGGGCGGCGAUUUGGCCUGCCCGACUUCACCUUUGGACACCAUCGCAGAUCAGCGCGAGAUGUGGGAUGAGUUACGUACGAUCGAGACGACCGGAUCGGACACCUUCGACCUGCUGUCAUACCUCUGCGACGAUGAAAUGCGUUCACUGGAAGGCAGUACCGAUUCCUCGGCCAUAAAACUCAGGUCGCACGCGACGGUGUUACCACCAUUAAGCUCGUUUACUCCCACGAAGGUGAAGAUUGAGGAGGAGACCAACGAACCGAUACAACCAACGCGUCGGAGGAUGUCAACACGUGCAACGUCGACGGUGACUUCGUCGUCGGUAGAAGCUCCUCCCGUCUUCCGUAGAUCGGAGAGGACGAGGACAACUAGUAUCAAGGAAACUAGUAGCAAGGAAACGGAGGCAAUCGUCAGUAGAGCAAAGACGAGGGACAAGAACGGAAGGAAGAGGUACUACGAAGAGAGCGAGGAUUCCGAGGACGAUAUCGGCCUGUCGCAGUAUAGGGAGUGUCGGGAGAAGAACAACGAGGCAUCGCGAAGAUCGCGGAUGAAUAAGAAGGCCAAGGAAUCGGAAAUGAGCGUCAGGGCGAUCGAGCUGGAGAGGGAUAACAAAGUACUGAAGAUGAAGGUCGAGGAGCUGGAGAAAUUGGUGACGUCGAUGCGCAACGCGUUAUUACGAUCUGCUUUAAAAGGGGUGUUUUAAGAGCACACGCGUUACUACACUUAAUAUCUAGACGUACACGAGUUGUCACGCGCGCGCGCAUAAUUCAUUAAUAACCUACACGUAUAUUUUUCGUUUUUUUUAUGCAUACGUCAUCUCAUUACGCGAUGCCUAAGGAAAUUAUGUAAACUUUCAUGUUGACUUAUUUGUCUUAAUGGGAUUAAUGACGCUCUUGAAGCUUAUUAUUACUUAUUACUUUGAUGUUGUUUUAUCGAGAGACGUUUUUGUUUUUUAAUCGAUAUAACGUCUCCCCAUAAAAUAUCUGUAUCUUUGUACAAUUAAUUUGUCCCGGCUAAUCUAAUCACGGACAAGCGAUAGAUUAAUUGUACUAUUUGCUGCAACGUGCGUUAAAAACUAACGUUUAGCUUGCUAUAUGUCGGUACACAGAGAUACUAUAUAUUAUAAGCAAGAGUUUAUUUUGCUAUAACGAGAAAAGAAAAAAAAGAGAGAGAAAAAGAGAAACACUGAAAUUAGAGUGUAUUUUACGAAAUACAUACACACACAUACAUGUAUGUAUGUAUAUAUAUACAUAUAUUAUAAAUAUAUCUUAUAAGUUACUCUGUGUAUAUAAUUCAAAAGGGGUACUACACACGAGUGAACAAACAGGCAUACAAUUUCAAGUGAUAAUCGAUAACGUUAUCGAGAAGUAGAUUUUAAUCGGAACAAAAUCGCAUAGUCAUAUAUUUUGUUCAGCCUUGUAUUGUACCUGAUACGAAAAAAAAAAAAAGAAAAAAAGAAGCA